Zingiber officinale is the source of this 1140-nucleotide messenger RNA. RefSeq lists its product as uncharacterized. Gene Ontology annotation, molecular function: zinc ion binding; nucleic acid binding. NCBI's taxonomy places the organism in Eukaryota, Viridiplantae, Streptophyta, Magnoliopsida, Zingiberales, Zingiberaceae. The record is from RefSeq and is a predicted model, not a curated record. The coding region runs from base 1 to 1140 and encodes 379 amino acids. The transcript has a single exon.
AUGCCACGAGCCCAUGGUCGCGGUUGGGGCAGUAGCCGUGCUCGUAGUCGUAGUCGUGGUUACGACAGUGGUAGUGGUCGCGGUCGUGGUCAUGCAUGUCAGCGUGCCACUACUACUGAUCAUGGUUUGGAUGAGGCUCCUAUCUCCCCAUCUGAGUUGAUACCGGGAGCUCAGGUUGGUCCCAGUAUUAGAGUUGGUGGUCAGACUGAGGGACAACCUCAUCUUGUUGCAGCUCAGGUAGCCGUACCAGCCAUUCCUACAGCAUCGUUUAUUAUGGAAAAGUCCCGUAUUCCUUUGCUUGCUAGUUCAGCAAAGGAUCGUUUUACGCUGUUCCAUGGAGGCACCGAUCCUUGGGUGGCGCGUACAUGGUUGGAGGAUAUUGAGGCCACUUUUGGAUACAUGUCCUGUUCAGACACAGAGAAGGUAGAGCUAGCCGCUUAUCAUUUUCGAGGGCAAGCAUCCACAUGGUGGAAGAUGCAAAAGACAGUCUUUGGGGAUCAGAUUAUCUCUUGGCAGUCUUUUCGAGAGGCGUUCGAGAGACAGUAUUUUCCUGCAGCAUUUUGUGUUGCUCGACGCCAGGAAUUCAUGAGUCUCAAGCAGGGUGACCGAAGCGUGCUAGACUAUAGUGCAGAAUUUAGCAGACUUGCUGAGUUUUGCCCACAUAUGGUUGCUCAGGACUCAGACCGUAUGUUUCACUUUACACAGGGACUGGCAGCAUAUAUUCGGAUCAGGAUGUCUGGAUUUCCUGUUACUACUUAUCGAGAGGCACUUGAUCGAGCCAUAUUUAUUGAGAUGACUCAGCAGCAAGUCUCUCAAGAAAGAGAAGCCAGCCGACAGACCUCGCAGAGCUCACACUCUAGACAGCAGAGUCGAGGUCGUCGAUCUCGUGGUCAGGAUACGACUAGAGAGUCUUCACGGUCACGAAAGGUGGCCAAAGUAUCACAGGGAUCUAGUCGCCCAGUUCCAUCACAGCGGGGCCAGAUAUCGGUGAAGUGUUUUCAAUAUGGUGCACCAAAUCACCUGGCAUUAGAAUGUCCACUGGAUAAGAGUAUAUGUUUUUAUUGUAAACUGUCAGGACAUAUGCAGAAAGAUUGCACUUUGAAGGCACAACAUCAAGCAGGAGGAUCACAGUCUCAGUAG